Messenger RNA from Conger conger (European conger), 4595 nucleotides. RefSeq names its product phosphoprotein membrane anchor with glycosphingolipid microdomains 1 (gene pag1). The record is from RefSeq and is a predicted model, not a curated record. Gene Ontology annotation, cellular component: membrane raft; plasma membrane. The coding region runs from base 372 to 1622 and encodes 416 amino acids. Gene Ontology annotation, biological process: intracellular signal transduction; negative regulation of T cell activation. Lineage: Eukaryota; Metazoa; Chordata; Actinopteri; Anguilliformes; Congridae. The transcript has 8 exons.
AGGAGUAGCUAGCUGCAUAGUCGAAAUAGCACUGUUCUGGUAUGUCAUGAAGGUUCUUGCGUGCGAGACGGAGUAUUGUGUGAGAACGUAGCUUCUUGUCUGAAAACAAGAAAAUGAACUAAUCAUAAUUGAAUUGUAGCUAGCUAUAACGUAAAUGAAUCGCUCUCUGUGCAGGUGGUGAUUCUCGUGCAGAAUAAAGAAGGCGAAUGUGAAUUUAACAUUAAUCGGCUGUAAUCUUAUGGAUGGUCGUUUUUGGAAAAGAAGUCUAAAGAACUCCGGGUUUCAAGUCUUACCCUUCAGGUGACCCCCCUGUGCCGCGAGGCUGCUAAAGCAGAGCACCCCCUGCAGAUGAGUGUGGCCCACUGCGCGCGAUGGCUCCUUUGCUGAGUGCCACGUGGGGUCCGGGUGUGGCGCUCGGCAGUGGACAGCUGGCCCUGGUGGGCACCAUCGGUGCCCUCACCUCCUUCCUGCUCAUCUCUCUGCUCUUAAUGCUCUGCGCCAGCUGCCAGGGACAAAAGAAGAAAAGCGUACCAAGCGGGGACCAUGAGAACCUGGUGAAUGGGGUGUCCGAAAAGGAGGCGUUCAGCCAGUCUGUCGACAGCCCUGCGACCGACAUGGUGGCCAGUAGCUCCCAAAAUGGGCCACUCACAUGCGUUCUUUCAGAGGACACUCUGGACACCAGUCCCCACCUCUCGGAGGAGAUGCUGUCCAGCCAGUCUGAGCUGAGGUCCUCCAAGUGCCACCAGGACCGCGAGCUUCCCAGCAUCCCCGAUAACAGCGGCCUGGAGGAGGCGGCGGUGACCGUGGCGGACCCCCAGGCCUCCGCCGGGGACGGAACGUACGAGGUGGUGAAGGAGACGGCGUCGCGCGACGUCAGCGUGGAGGACUCCCUGUACGAAACGGUCAAGGAGCUGAAGGACGAGGACGGCAAGGGCCUGGCCAACGGCACCUCGGCCUCCAGCCUGGCCGAGGAGGCCCCGCCCGUCCCCAACGGCCGCCUUAGCCCCGACACCCCGGACCGCCCACCCCUGCAGGCCGUGGUGGAGUACGCGUCCGUCGACCUCAACAAGAAGAGCCGCUACAGCGCCGACCUGGAGGGCCGGCGGGCGGCCGAGGCCCCCGCCCCCCCGGAACCCGAGGACGAGCAGCCCCCGCCCAUCCCCGACAAGGUGCUGGACGAGAACGACAACCAGCCUGCGCCCCUUCUCCCCGGGGGCGGGCUGGAGAACGGCGAGAUACACAGUCCGCUGUCUCCGACUCCCGGACUGGAGAACGACCAGCUCUCUGCGAACGAGCUGUCUGACAUGUACUCCUCGGUGCUGAAGCCCUCCGCCCAGGAGAAGGAGCACGACUACAGCAGCAUCGGCGAGAUCACCGGCCUGCUGGCCGAGUCCGCGUCCGGCGACCUGUACGCCACCGUGAAGGACGUUUACCCGCAGCCUGACGCGGACGCCCCGCCCCAGCCCCCGGGGGGCGCCGGCGAGCUCCUGGACCCCGCCUACGAGACCAUCGGGAUCCAAAAAGAGCCGGAGGGGGAGGAGGGGGAGGGAGAGGAGGCGCAGACGUACAGGGAGCCCGAUUACGAGAGCGUGGAGUUCACCAGGGAGAUCUCCCGGCUCUGACUGCAGCACAGCUGUCCCCGACCUCCAUUUCCCCCGCUCCCUUCGAACUGGACCUCGCUCUCAACCGCCAUCUUACACACACUCAUUCUGGACUUUUCUGGGGGGUGGGGACUGCCUUUGAUCUGUGUUGGUGUCCGAAGGGUCACUCCAAUGUGAGGCUUUUAUUAGCCCAGUGGCCUGAAUUCAUUCAUGUAAAAUCACGUCAAAUCACGGUCCUCGAGGUCCGAGAACUGCUGGUUUUCCACUCUUCCUUUACCUGGGAGUGUGAGGAUAGCCUGGCCAAUCAGUAGCACAAAUUGUUUCGCUAAUUACCCGGGAGAAAAGAAAUCCGGGGCCAGAUUUGAUGAGGGCUGACAUAGUGCAUUUUGUUGACUCUUGUUUCUGCUGGUUAUGACAAAAGUUGCUCCAUAUGAAAUACUGUUGGGUUAUUUCUACAUCCUACCCACAGACCAGUGCUGAACAGACACAGUCUGAUGGGCAGUGGAGGAGAGCAUGUCCCAGUGCCUGGUAACUAGUGUAUAUAAAAGGGAGGUGUUUUAUUUUUUAGGCGUUUUAUUUUAUUUUUAGGAAAAAUUAAAUGGACACAUUGCAACAAGGGUUCUCUCAAUUCAGACCUUACACAUCGGCCAACUUUGCACAGGUAUUAUGGCUUUAAAUGGUUUUCAGAAAGUUUGUAUUUUAAAAAGAAUCUUGAUUGGCACAAUACCUGUCCUGAGUUGUGAUUGGCUGGGCAUGUUUGUAUUGAAGUUCUGUUAGGUCUGUGAUGAGUAACACCUAUGCUGGAUGCCUGUAGCUUUCAUUGUCUAAUUGGAAUUCUGUUUGCAGUAGAAAGUCAUUGACUUGGUGUUUUAGGACUAGAUUGGUUGACUGUUAAAGGGUAAAAAAAUAUACCAAACCUCUACUCUCAAGGACUGGUGCUGCUAAUACAAGGGAGUAAAUGGGAUUAGAUUAUGAAAACUCUUAAUUUCUAAGAAUUUGUGGGCAUUUUUAUGUGAUUAGGUUUGAAAGAUUAGUAGUUGGUUGAAGCACACUGUAAAGGUACGCGUGUGACCCUAGAACAGAGGAGCUUGUAUUGUAGCUGACGUACCAUAGACAUUAUAAUUGAACGGAAUAACUAAAUACUUCAUUUUUACAGCUUUAAAUGGCAAAAUUAAGAAAGUAUAUUUUCUUCAUUGCUUAUUCUUUAAAAACCCUUUCCGCUAACAGCAGCAUCUUAUUGUUGUGUAAACCAUGAAAAAAGUUAAAGAACUUACAAGCCGCACGUGAAGGUGCAGCAAGGCUCUGAGCAUAUUGAUUCAUGCUGACGUUGGAAUCUUGUGAUUUGUUUAUCUGUAUGUGUGUGUGUGUGUGUGUGUGUGUGUGUGUGUGUUUUAAUAGCUCACAGGAUUUUUAUCCUGUUUUGAAUGUUAAUAUAAUUUUUCACAGUAAGUAACUGCUAAAUAAUUAGGUAAUCUGACAAUUUGGUGUUUAAUAACUUGUACCUUCGUUUAAUUUUAAUUUUAUUUUUGAACCCUUUGCUGAAAUUCGGUACGCAUAUGCUGGUCAUGUCGAAGGACUCUCAUGCACAAUGUACGUUGUGGUACUGCAGCACAAGCCCUAUCACGUUUAUCUUGUUAAAACGGCACUUAAAAUGUCAGAUUAAUUAUUUUUCUGUCGUAUAUACCCAUUGUUGUCACAGAGAUGCAUGCGUAUACGGUAUAUAAUGAUGACAACAGGCCAAAAGAGGCCUGCAUCUAUUUGCAAGAUUGUAUCCAUUUUUUCAGUUAUUGUAAGGAUUUACAUUAGCUUCCUCAUUAUUAAACAGCCUUCACCUCGCCUAAUUUUCACAUGGGAAAAGUAUAGUCAGUUGUAUCUCUGAUAGGCUGCCAACUGACUGCAGUGAGGACAGAAAAGCACAUACUAUUCUAUUAUUCUGUAAUUUAUAGUUCAUAUCUUUUGAAAUUAUGGUAUUUUAUAGAAUGGUGGCAACUGUAAGAUGCAUGGCAUACUGCUUUGACUGACAGAAUAGGUUUGAGACAAAGGUCAACAGCUCAUUAAAAUGUGCCACAUGGGGGUGUAUUGAGCCCUGUUGAAAAGUGUUAAAAUAACAAAUUUAAGCUACUGAUAUUUGUUUCUGUCUUGAAAUCCAGUGUACAGUAAUUCCUCCUCGUGACUUCAGUCCAGUCGUGGUACAUUCUAUUGGUACAGGCAGUUGCCAUGUUUAAAUGUGUUAGCAGUUAUUUUUGAAUAUAGAGGUACUUUUAUUUAAAUAUAUAUAUAUAUUUAAUUGCUGUUGUUCAACAUUUAAAAUUUGUAUUCUCAGCUUCAAGCUAUCUGAGUGCACAUUGAUAUCUGAAAAUGAGCAUUGUAGAACUGCUGGCAAGAAAAGAAAUGUAGUGCUUUAUAUGGAAUAUGUAUGUCUUCUUUUCAGAAUACAGUAGACGCAUUACUGAAACUGUCAUCAAUUUAGACCAUUGUUAUGGCAUUUGCCUGAUAUUAAGUCGACAAAGCGAUGUCAAACUGAAUUGCCCAGUAUGAGAACAAAUCUGCAUUGAGGCAGUACAUUUCAGCCAUUAACUGUCCUCAGAAAAAUGGAAGCUUGCAUCUGAGAUUUUUAUAUGCAUUUUAUAGGGAGUAAAUCUCUUUGUGAUUAAUAUUUAUGAAGAAAAUUACUCCCUUGCUCGAUUCACAUGCCCUCUGAUUAUUCCAUGCAGUGAAGUAAUGCAAUCCUUUAAACUUAAUGAUGUUCAUGGAUGUGCCAUAAAUUGUUUUUUACGAUCUGUCAAAGGUGAGCAUCGCUGCCUGAUUUUACAAGGUACCACACGCUGUGCUGUACGUAGGCUCUACAUACAGUGAGCUGCCAGGACAGUGUAAAUGAGGGUCGGCGAGAAGAUAGGAAAAACAGGGAACGUUUGCGGCUUCUCGCACCAGGAAACGGUCGAGCCUGUUUAUCAAACUACCUAUUCGAAUAAAGAAUGUACAUACUUAACCAAA